AUGGAUUCGCAUAAUAUUCUCGACGAAUACGAGGAUGAAUACGACGACGUUUUCUACCAUGAGCUCAAGAGGCAGGUCUUGCUUUUGACAGCCGAGGAAGAGGAAGAAGAAGAAGAAGUGGUGUCCGGAGCCCGAAAACAAGGAUAUGGGCCCGGUAUUGUUUCCGGGCCAAGCUUUUAUUUUUACGAUUGGCCCGAGAUUAAGAAGGAUAAUUGCGUGGUGGGCUUGGAGAGAAGUGGAAAUGGGACAGGGGUUUUCAUACCCCAGGCUGUCCAGGCCCAGCCCACAAGGAAACACAGCUCAAGUGCAGGGAGAAGGAAGAGAAGAAUUACAAACAGGAGGAUGAAGCCCAAUUGA
Striga hermonthica is the source of this 357-nucleotide messenger RNA. The record is from the annotation of a GenBank genome assembly. NCBI's taxonomy places the organism in Eukaryota, Viridiplantae, Streptophyta, Magnoliopsida, Lamiales, Orobanchaceae.